GUACACUGGCGGUUAGUCAGGAGUAUACAGGGGGGAAAUGACUCCGGAUUUAUUGACCAACUAGACGAAAUUAACUUAAAGAUGAACGGCACCACAGAAUCAUGGAACACUUCAUCAACUUCCGGUCUGGAGGAAGCUUCAACGCAAACAUUUAUGGCGAUCCACGUGAUCUACAAAGAACAUUUACCGGUGAUAUACGAGAUUCCAAAGAUAGUAAAAGCCAUAAUGUACGUAUUCGGUUUCCCUGGCAACAUCCUUGCGUGUAUCAUGUGGCUACAGCGCCCUCUACUGCACUCUUCCGGUUGUUACCUUGCCUCCCUUGCGAUCUCGGACCUUCUGUUUCUCGUUCUUUCGAUGAUGUAUGACCUUGAGUAUAUAUGGGAAAUAAAAACCAUCGGGGUACCUGUCGUCUGCCAGGCGUUUCCAGUUAUUUACAUGGCGGUGCAAUAUAUGUCACCGUUGUUGACAAUGGCGUUUACUGUCGAGCGAUUUAUUUCGGUGAGGUUUCCACUUGAACGUCGAAUCUACUGUACAGUGAAGCGAGCCGCCAUUGUGAAUCUGUUCCUGGCGUUGUUUGUCCUGAUCGCCGGGGGAAUACAAGCCUAUAUUUGGGAUUAUGACUACACACACCAUGCCUGUGAUAUUAGAAUGGGUAUCGAUGAUUUUAGGAAAAACUGGACUUGGAUAACAGAAUCAACGAUGUUUGUGCUGGUUCCCGUGCUAAUCCUUGGCAUGAACGUUCUUUUAAUAUUCACAAUCCGCCGUUCAAAACGACGUGCACGACAUCUGUACGGCUCACCACCAAAGCACAGAUCGGCCACAACAAAAAUGCUUCUUGUCGUGUCGUUCUAUCUAAUAUUUACGACACUACCUGUGACAAUUCUGUACGCUAUCGGGGAUUUCUUCCCUCCCAACACUGAGAACGAUGACGUGUCACAAGAUCCUCUGUGGCAGAGCCAUUUUAAGUAUAUGGUUGUCCGCGAGGCUGUGUAUGCAAUAGGGAUGUCACAUUACGUGUGUAACUUUUAUCUAUACCUUGCUACUGGUCACCGGUUCCGCAUGGAAACCAAACGCUACUUUCAGCAUAUUGUGAAAAAUGGAUGAAUCUACUGAUCUUUGUACAGCAAGAGAGUGUAUCUUGUCUAAUUGUGAUACAACUGGACCUUUUAAACUUAAAUGUUGUUUCUAUUUCAAUAUUCCCUUUCCUCGACAUAGUUGAUAUACAUGUAAAUCUAUUUUAUCUAAGAGGAAUUUUCACCAUUAUAUUUACCAAUCUUUCCCUGUAAGUCAUUUAAAGUAACUCAAUUGGUUCCUUCAACUGAUCGUUGCAAAACAUUACAACAACAAUAAAAAUAUACGACUAGUUAUAUGAAGCGCAAUAAUGCUUCUAGUUGCAAUUUCCAUUUUUGGUGGCAUAUAUUUGUCGAUGAAUGUUAAAGAUGAAUUUUAGAGAUGAAUGUUAAAGGAGAGUAGUCCAGUACUGAUAAUGUUUUAUUAUCUUAAUUUGAGGCAAGUUUUAGAUCAUUCAUCACUGGAAUUAAACACGGCAGGUAAAUCUUUUUAAAUUUUACCGGUAAAAUGUAGGGAAGAUAUAAAAUUAAUGAGUAUUGUUUGAAUGGAAAUGAGAAAAUAACACUCUUUUACAGAAAAAAUUAUCAGAUUUCCUCCAGCACCCAUUCUGUAUUGAAAAUCCUUUUACACGUGGUAAGAUCAGAACUAACCACACUGCUGUCACAGAGUCAAUGUCCUAUCUGUAAUACUGUAGUGGAGAAAUCGCAUGGUAACCCGUUAGUAGUUCCAUGAAUAUAUGAUGUUCGCCAUUCUACAAAAAAUACCCUGCUUAGCUUGUUUCGCACUAAUCUUCUCUCUCCAUUUCCAAAUAUGAAUUUAUGGCACAGUCCGAUAGGUCUCCGAGUCCGGUAAGUCUGGGCACAUUCUCGUUUGUUUGUGAUAGGCCUAUUAAUUCCGUUAAACACACGAGAAACGAUCCAUCGAAAUAAAGAGAGAUAUUUGUUUUAGUUUAAACAAGUUUUAUUACAAUUAAUAGGAUUAGGCAUAAGCAAUAUCAACGCCCUCUCCUUUAGAAAUGUAAAAUUGCAUACUAAAAAAGUAUACACAUACAUCAUAAGAUGGUCUUUACAGUUAUUCCUCCAUAUUUAAAACAUUAGAAAACUAAGAAUCCUUACAUAGUAUUUAAGAUGAUAUUCACAUUCAUUCUUCCUACACACAC
Pecten maximus is the source of this 2230-nucleotide messenger RNA. Its product is annotated as C-C chemokine receptor type 2-like. The record is from RefSeq and is a predicted model, not a curated record. NCBI's taxonomy places the organism in Eukaryota, Metazoa, Mollusca, Bivalvia, Pectinida, Pectinidae. Gene Ontology annotation, biological process: G protein-coupled receptor signaling pathway. The transcript has 2 exons. Bases 82 to 1104 code for a protein of 340 amino acids. Gene Ontology annotation, cellular component: plasma membrane. Gene Ontology annotation, molecular function: G protein-coupled receptor activity.